This is a messenger RNA of Gamsiella multidivaricata, 991 nucleotides long. RefSeq lists its product as uncharacterized. The record is from RefSeq and is a predicted model, not a curated record. The coding region runs from base 103 to 672 and encodes 189 amino acids. The transcript is spliced from 5 exons. Lineage: Eukaryota; Fungi; Mortierellomycota; Mortierellomycetes; Mortierellales; Mortierellaceae.
CAACCAGGAACGCCACAUCGCAGACACCUCGCCUCAGGAAUACCAUCUUCGGCUUUGGACAAAGUUAGCAGACCCUCUGGACGCCAAAGUUUUAGAUUAUAUAUGGACAUCCAUAUUCAUGCGGAGAGACUCCGUAUCUUUGAUGCUGUGGUGACCGACCGCGAGCAUGUGGCGUCGCUUAGAGCGAUGGAGAAUCACGUAGUCGCUGAAGAACAGACACAGAGCAUCGUGAAUGACGCCAAACGGAGAAUGCAGGAGCAAACGAAGAGUACCAGUCCUAAGAAGCGUGCCACGAAGCCAACCAAACCACCAACUUCCGCGCUGUCGUCCUUCUCGUCAGCACCACAGCCCAUGACCGGUAAUAUGCAGGUUACAGCAGCAGCGGCAGAAGCACGGAAGCCCAUUUUGUUAAUCUCUAGCAAAGAUUUACACUCUCUGGAAGGAACCAAACAUGCACAGGAGGAAGUAGUAAACCGAUGGAGACAGGAAAACAGGGUGUUAGAGCGAUUCCCUGCUCACAGCCAAGACAUUGACAACCUGACAACAGGAAACUUUGUGGCGGCACCCUCAGCAGCAUCAUCAUCAUCGUCGUUAAGAGCGACUCCUGGAGGUGCAGCAUUAGUCCCAGAGUCGCCAUUCGAAGCCGAACCAGGCGAGAUAAUGAAUGUGUAACAUUUGACUUUGCUUGGUGAUCGGGUCAACUGCCGCGGUCGCGCUAGACAAGCCACGUUGCGAUUUGUACUGCAUCGUGAACUGAUCUGUGCACCUUCCGCUAGCCGCGAAAUGAAGACGUCAACGUUGUGACCUUGGCCGCAAUUGGAAAAGUGUUCGAGGCUCAAGAUUUCGACUUUACUGGGUCGAUUGGUGCCAUUAAUCUUGGAGCUGAAUUCAAUGGCUAUUUCAGAAAGAGCAGCGGGCAGAAAUACGACAAGAGAUUUUUCCCAGACUUUCUGCGGUGAACGGUAUCCUAUCCUUACGGGAUCUAACACAG